Rhinolophus ferrumequinum (greater horseshoe bat) is the source of this 732-nucleotide messenger RNA. RefSeq names its product serine rich single-pass membrane protein 1 (gene SSMEM1). The coding region runs from base 1 to 732 and encodes 243 amino acids. The record is from RefSeq and is a predicted model, not a curated record. The transcript is spliced from 3 exons. Lineage: Eukaryota; Metazoa; Chordata; Mammalia; Chiroptera; Rhinolophidae.
AUGGGAGAUCUUUUUUCCUUAUUUUGGGAGGUGGAUCCUCCUCCCAUACCUUUAAGUUUUACCAUUCCAAAUCAAGAUUAUCAGUGCCGGAAGGAUGACUCGUGUGGGGCAAUAGGGAGCUUCCUGCUUUGGUAUUUUGUCAUUAUAUUGGUCUUGAUGUUCUUCUCUCGGGCUUCUAUCUGGAUGUCUGAGAAGAAAAAGGACGAAGACACUGGGCCAAGCACUUCCGUAAGUAAAGCAAGCAAAGAUACUUCCUAUAAGUGGCCAAACAAACAUGGUACCUGGGACACUUUACAAAUGAUGAAAAAACCAAAGCAGAACCAAUUGACCCCUGUAACUGACUCUGAAGUGGCUUUGGUCAAUGCCUAUCUUGAACGCAGACGAGCCAAGCAACAUUCUCAAUUCAGCCAGGUGAAUCAGACCCAACCUGACAGUGAUACCACGGAAUACUGCAGUGAAGAAUCUAACUCGGGAACCUCCUCAUGGAAGGAAAGUGAAAGUGAAACCCCAUCCCCCACCAGUGUUAAGAAAAAAAAUAAAGCUCAGAGGCAAAAGAAUGUGGGAAGUUAUCAAGUCAGGGAAAGGCCCUGCCUCCACUGCAAAGCCUUGAGCACCAAUGAAUGGUUGACACGCCAUUUCCUUCAAAACACUUCAGUAACAGCCCUAAUGAAGACAGAUAUUCAAGAGGAAACUUCUGUACCUGAUAUUAAAACAAAAUACGGUAAAUUUUGA